Molecule: messenger RNA, 2722 nt
Organism: Pungitius pungitius (ninespine stickleback)
Lineage: Eukaryota; Metazoa; Chordata; Actinopteri; Perciformes; Gasterosteidae
Exons: 9
Coding region: 16-2091 (691 amino acids)
Biological process (GO): positive regulation of microtubule nucleation; regulation of Golgi organization; centrosome cycle
Cellular component (GO): Golgi apparatus; centrosome
Molecular function (GO): molecular adaptor activity
Source: RefSeq, a predicted model, not a curated record
CCGCCGCGCGCUCUGAUGAAGUCCGGGGACGUGCGUCCAGUGAGUGAGCUCUCCCUUCUCUCGCCUGCAGGCAGCACAGUGUCCCUGGGUUCGUCGUCCGUGUCUCUCUCCCAGCUGUCCCUGAGCUCCCCGUCCAAAGCCGUGGACCCGCUCUCCGUCCUGACCCACAUCCUCGGGCAGCCCGUCCCCCGGGGCGGCGGGCGGGGGGAGUUUGUGUGCGGCAAAUGCGUGAGCGUCCUGGAGCGGGUCUUCAAGUUCGACUCGGUGAUAGCCCGGGUGAGGGUGCUCUCGUCCGAGAGGCUGCAGAAGCUGACGCAGGAGAGGGACAAGGUCAGGCGCUGGGUGCGCCAGAACUACUACCAGAGACACCCGGGGGACGUCCGCAGCCGGGGCGGCAGCACCAGCGAGGAUGAUGAUGAGGACGGCGGCGAGGCGGAGAAGGAGGGCUACAGGGAGAUGCUCAAGGAGAACAUGGCGCUCUCGGAGUACGAGUGCUGGUCCGAGAAGUGGGACGCGUGCCCGUAUUUCAGCAGGACGGGGAAGAGGUGCAGAAAUGGAAAAGGCUGCGAGGGCUGCGACGCCCUGCGGGUGUCCGACUCGGACUACGAGUCCGUGUGCGGCCUCCCGCGCCGCUUGCCUCUGCAGCCCUUCUUGCCGCUGGCGAUGUCGCGCGACCGGUCCCAGAGCAUGCCCCUCCACUGGCGCAGGGUGAUGUCCCUCGGCUCCGACCUUUCCUCGCCGGCGGGGUCCACGCUGUCCCUGCAGACGUCCUCCCGCACCGAGUCUGUCCACUCGCUGGACUCCCUCGACGGCAACGACCCGUUCGACCCGCCGGGCGUGCGCUCGAACAACUUCUGGCUGAUGGAGCUGCGGGGCAUUGAGGGAGCGCCGGUCUGCUCGCCGUCGGGGAGCCGGAUCCCGGUUCUGGACAGGAAGUUCUCGGGCGCCGCCGGCAGGACGGGGUCACCCUCGGUGAACCGGGCGCUGCGCUUCGAGGGUGUUUGGGAGAACGGAGACGUGGACGGAGAGGACGCGGAGCUGAGGGAUGAGUUCAUGCCUCUUCAUCGAGUUGGCUCCACUGGCAGGGUUCACCACGCCGUCAGGCACCUGCGAGGCCAGCUGGACCGAGCUGUGGCCCACACCAGGAGCCCGGAGGGCCGAAAAUCAGAAAUCAAUGGAUCAGGCGACUGGAUCCCAUCGCUCCAGGAGGCCGAGGAGAAGGAGGGCGGCGGCGCCCUGCUGCGGAGCCUCGGUCGCUCUUUGCACAGCCGGGAGCGUGUGAUCCAGGAGUGUGUGGGUCUGAUCCGAAGACUGAGUGUUGAGGAUGGAGGAGGGGUGGAGCUGGCCAACAAGCUGACGGAGUAUCUGAAGGAAACUCAAUCCAACGACAAGGCCGCGCUGCAGACUCUGACUUCUGAAGCGACUGAGAAGGAGAGGAGCAUGGAGAGGGAGAUCGAGUCACUGCGAAAGGCCGGGAGAGACCGAGAGAGAGACCUGGACACGCUCAACGCCGUGCUGCAGUGCAACCGGGACGUUCUCGACGACCUGAGAGUGUCUCUGGAGGAGAAGGAGCGCUUGCUGAAGGAGGUGGAGAAAGAGAAGGAGGUGUGGCGGCAGAGGGACCACGCCCUCGCCGCCGUGCUGCAGGAGAAGGAGGCUUUGAUCCGGGAGCUGGCCAGCUCUCAGGAAGGCGUGCAGGGGUUUACUGGAGACAUGGAGGGAAAUGGCGCCACCUUGUGCACGGAGGUCACCAAACUCACAUCAGCCCUGCAGGAGUACCAGGACAUGGUGCAGGAUCAGCAGGCGAGCCACAGUCAGACGGUGUCCUCUCUGAGGGAUGAACUCAGGGAGACUCGGCGGGAGCUGAGGGCAAAAGAGAAGGAGAAGAAGGAGGCGGAGAGGACCGUGCAGAACGACAGGGAGGACCGAGAGAGAGAGGAGAGGAAACUGAGGGACAGUCUGGAGAAGAGAGACCGGCUCAUCGAGCAAAUCCUCUCAGACGCCGAGAAUCGUGACGGUCUGUUGGUCGAGCUGCAGCAGAACCUGCAGAACCAUGAGGAACAUGUGACCGCCGUGCAACUCGCCCCGUGAGAGAGGACGACUCCUUCCGAACGCACAGAGGACCAAGAUCACUUUUUGCACUUUCUGCACCAACUUCAGCCAGCCAUUUAAUAUUUAUCCCCUCUACAGUUUAGAGGUUUGCUUUUUGGGGCAAUUUUCCACGUUACUACUUGAUUUACUGGAGGGAAUCUGUAUUUUCAGACUUGAGAGUCAAACAACCCGAUGUUUUCAGUAGAAGUCACGUCUGUAUUGUGAAACUGGAUGUUUAAUACUUUAUUCAAGAAAUCGGACGAUUACUUUAUUUUUUUAAAUUUUUUAUGUAAUGGGUGUGAUAAGGUAGUGAUGGAAUUUGAUUUUUCACAGCGGGAUUGCUGAUAUGUUUCUGAAUGGGGCGAUUGUGGAUCCUGAGUUGCAUUAAUUGUGUCUUUAUGACAUUGCUUUAAAUCUAUAUUUAUUUUUGGUUUCUCUUUCUCGGUUCAGAUCUUUCGUUUGUUUAUGGAGCGAUCACAAGUCUCUUGAAGGGAAGUAUAAAAACUCAGAUUUUUUUUAUCCCCUUUUCUGCUUUAUCAUAAAUGUGUACGUGUUUUGUGUUGUUAGUGCUGGACUUUGUUUCUGGAGACAUUUCCAUUUUUUUUUUUUUAGCUCAAGAGAAUUAAAACUC